AUGUCAGCAGAACCUUCGGCUUCAGACCUCGAAGAAUUCUUCAGGCUGAAUGUCAGCUUUGACCAUUCUCAGGGCCUAGUCCUCGAGACCAGAAAAUAUGCAGAUCGCGUGCGCAAAGUUCGCAAUGCGAUUAAGACCACGAAAUGGAAGAACACGAAAUGCAUCGGACGAGGUGCCUCUGGGACGGUUUGGCUGCAGAGUGAGGACGGCAGGUCGGCGAAUUGCCGCGCCGUGAAAGAGAUUGUGAAAGGGACCAGAUCAGUUCCUCUGCCCAUAGACUACAGGAAGGAAUUGGUAGCUCUAGGGAGGUUGUCAAAGAACGAUGAUGUGUUCGUCAACUUCUUCGGCUGGUACGAGAGUUUGGAUGCCGUGUAUCUUGCCAUGGAAUACUUCGAGCAUGGCGAUCUUGCCCAAAACCUUGACGCCAAGAUAGCAGAACCUGAUGCGAGAAUCAUAGCCAAACAGUUGUUGGAGGGCCUCACGCUGCUCCAUUCUCAAGAAUGGGCCCAUCGCGACCUGAAGCCUCAGAACAUCUUUGUGGUUGAGAAACGUCCUUGGUGGGUCAAGAUUGGUGAUUUUGGGAUCAGUAAACGUAUUCACGAUGGCAUGACAAGAUUUCACACAACUAUUGGUACACCUGAUUAUAUAGCGCCGGAGGUUCUACACCUUCUUGACGAGGAAGACGACGAUAACAGUAGUGGUGAAGACGAUGAAACGUACACGGUCGCCGUUGACAUGUGGAGUCUUGGAUGUGUCCUUUACCAGAUCAUGACUCUCGAACUUCCAUUCGCAAAUAGGAGGAAAUUGAAAUCAUAUUGCCGCGCUAAGCACCAAAAGUUCCCAAAAUCAGCACUGGAAAAGAAUGAUGCGAGUACCAGUGGUAUUGAAUAUAUCCAGGCUUUGCUCGAACCACAUCCCUCUCAACGAAUGUCAGCCCAAACAGCCCUUCAACUCCCAUGGGCUGCUCAAGCAGAGGAUCAUAUAAGUGAUCAGCGACGGUCGAUUGACUCACUGCAGCACAGCGACCUAACACGUGAAGAGCAAAAUGAUCAAUUUUCUAUUUAUGAGAAGGCCACCAUGUCUCAGGCUCAAUUCGCCCCAAUCACACCACCUUUAACACUUGAAGGAACAGACCUUGCACAGCUUUCACCGUCGACGCCGAUGGCUGAUACCUCGACCCACCAGAGUCAAGUAUCGUCUGAAGCUGUGACAAUCUCAACGCAGCUACAAGGCCCAACACCAAGUCGAACGCCAACUUCAGAGAGCGAUACAAGGACCAGCCAAAAGAUCCAAGCUGAGCUCAGGGCACUAGAAAAGCCUCGAUAUUUAGAGUCUCCGGACUCCAAGGACGCACCAAGAGCGAUUGCUUCGGAAGAACUAGCACACCCUAAUACAUCAGCAAACGAGCUACAAGAAGCGAGCCCGCUAGAAUCACGUCUACAAGGUAACGAUUUUGAAUUUAUCCGGGGGUCAGCCCCGCCAUCUGGGGUACCUCUCAGUCGGGAAACCAAGGCCAUAGAAUUAGCUGAUAGGAGCCCUGCUACUCACGACGUUGGGAACGCAAAACUCGGAUUUAGUACAAAUGCCAGCGAUAGGAUGGUAUCCCCCACCAACAAUUCAGACCCUUUACCGAAAGUCGAUGCUAGGUACGCAUUGCACGACAUUGGGAAAACAGCAGAGCAACGGCCGUACUCUAAACUUACCCAAGCAGCACAUGGCUACCCACUGGAAGAAUCCCUCCUGGGUGCCCCCUCUUCUGCACGGAAAGAAGCAAGCGGAAAUUCAAUUCCUGUGAUUCACAUUGAUGAUGUUUCAAGCUCCCAAAGUCAAGAGAUCAUGGCGCGAGCAGCGUCCAUGGAGCAAAUAAAUAGUCCACCCGAAGCUCCGUUGGGCGCUGGCGAGACGCCGAAGCCUGACAGGUCGGACUCCCAAACCAUGAUAGCAAAUAGAUUACCAUCAGAAAGCAAUCUUAUCGAUAUUCAUCAUGAUACAAGAGGCUCUGACGCUCAGGGUGAACGUGAGCAUAGAAGGGGAGAUGUUGAUCAGAGUACGCCCAGAGCGAAGCGCGACGAAUCCAAAGGUCAAGAGAGCCCACGAGCUGAGGAGUUGCCAACGUCAUUUCCACCUCGGCUUCCACUAGAUGCUCCGACUGCAGUCACGUCUUCUGGGCAUUUUCAUGACGAGCCUGCUACUUACCGAAUGCCAGGAUCCUGGAGUGAUCUGCCCAUAUUUCCAAAUGAACCUGAUGAUCGCCCUAAAAGCCCUCUCCGACCUACACAAUCGGAGAACGAAGGCCCGUCAGAGUUGUUCGAUGAGGCAAGCAUACGAGAUCUGCAAUUGAGGUCAAAACAGGUUCCUGAUCUUGAAAAGGGUUUGCCACUUAGGGAUGGUCGCCAGCAAGCGGAUACCGCUACAUCAGGUAACGAGACCUCAAUCUUAUCUUCGUCAGGGAUCAAGCAGGCCGUAAAGACAAAUAUUACAACAUCGGUCAAAUCAGGAGAUCUGAUGAUGUUUAAACCCGGGAGCGGCAAUUCGGAAACCCACUCCUUCAGGCUCGUAAAUAAUAAGCUUUUAUAUCCACUUGGCGCCAUCGAUAUCGAGAAAGCCGAGAUAUUAACCGAGCAAGCUGGACAGCAUCCCGAACGUCGCUUCAGAAUUUUAGCAGUAGGGAAUGCUCUGGCUCACGUGUUCGAAGCCCCAAGUGAAAUUGAAAAAUCCAGUUGGAUUGACUCUUUAGCAAAAUGCGAAGGCGUCACGUACCCAAUAAUCCAAGCAAGUUUGCAACAGGACCUUGUUGAGAAGGCAAAGGCGAUUUAUUCUCCUCUCGAACAUCAAAAGCCUCUGAAGACCGGCUGGCUCUAUAUCUUGAUACCAGGGGAUAGCGAGUUAGGAAGAAGAUCGCAUUUCAAGCUCUUCCGAGGUCAUCUUUUUUAUUUUAAUCUCUCAGAUGGGCAUCUGGCCGGCUCAGUUCCCCUAUCAGGGUCUGUCAUGGGGUACGCAGAAAGGCAGUUCACAUCAGCUGCUGUUACCCCAUCAGAUCUGAAUGCUGCAACCGCUACAAAAGUCACAGAUCUUGGGUUCUUUAUUACCCAAUCGAAUGGAGGAAAGAUCUGUCUAUGCUCAGGUAGCGCUGAAGGUGACUUCGACUGGAUGGAAGCUCUCCUCUGCAGGCGUUCUAGCAGGCCCUCUGAUAGCGUCCAUUGGCAGGAGCCUGCUGAUAGAUGUCAAGCAUUCAUCGCCAGAUACAACAAUGAUACGAGCGCGGUAAUGUCACGACCUAAAACUGAGUCGGUGCAAAAAUGCAUCGUAAAAUCAAAGGACGGACACCUUUGGGCAUGCGACGACAGUCGUGGUAUCUACUGGCACCAAAGCUCUUAUACUGUCCAAAUACAAGCCUCUCAGCUUGUCUCAACUGUAAAUGAUCAGCCAAUUAACAGCGAAUCGAUAAGAGGAGCUGUCAUUUGGUGUUGCAACAAUCUCGAAAGCUUGCUCUUCGCAGUAGACCUUCCAGGGCACUCACGAUUCUUUGCUACUUGGGAUUCCGUGCACGCGACCGCUUUUCGACACGCAUUUGCAAGAGCUGGGGGUAUGAUAGCCUUGGAUUCAGGUCCCUGCGCCGGCCUGGACAAAUCCUCACCUAUUUUCGAGAAUCUUGCAGGGGGUGUCAGUAUGUCCAAAAUGACCUGGAUAGAGGAAAGAUCGAUACUCAGAGAUGGCGGAGAGGCCGCCACUUUGCCCACAAUAUCUUUCAGGGUUGAAUCAACAGGAGUCUGGGAUCGCGGAAGACGGAUCCGGAGGAAAGUCCUAAAGGAGGGAUAUCUAAAUCAAGUCAGCCGAACUCAAGGGGGCGAUUUGAGAGGCUAUUAUGAACUCGUCGGGCCGUUCCUUAUAUGCCACGACCAAGCAGGACCUCGACGCAAAACGCGGGAUAUCUUCUAUUUGAACGCUGCCAAUUACGAGUACAAGAUCCAAGCCGAAGCGAUGACUGCCCAUCACUUAUCGAACGGACUGGAUCUAGAAAUAAGAGUAAGAGCUAUAUCCCGAUUCAACAGAGCGAAACCCUUUCUGAAUCGCUCGGUUGAGAUCACCUUGAAAACGCAGAGCCCCGAGGAACGUGAAAGUUGGCGGAGAUGGCUGCAGUUCGCUGUCAACCUCUCUCAGGAGGUCUCAUGCGCACCGGUCGAGGCCCUUUGGCCUACAUUGGGUGUCAGCCUCUUGCCUCCUGACACCAAAUUAGAGGAUCUACGUGCCCUGUUCUCUGCUCAAUCGGGUUUCAAGCACUUAUACUUCAACGAUGCGGUAUAUCCACAAGAGUGCAUUGUUGAAUUCAAGACAACUAGAAAGGCAACUGCGGCUUGCGCUAAACUCCAGAAGCCCAAGCGUUACCGCGGUAUUACCAACGACAUGAGCAUAAAUCCCGUGAUCCAAUGUGAUGAUCGAUGCGGCCCCGAGACGAGCCCGCAGUAUGUGUAUGCGGAUAAGAAAAAGUCCUUGUUUGAUCGGCUGAAUCCGGUCAAGAAAUGA
Messenger RNA from Bacidia gigantensis, 4524 nucleotides. RefSeq lists its product as uncharacterized. Gene Ontology annotation, cellular component: autophagosome; cytoplasm. Gene Ontology annotation, biological process: protein autophosphorylation; autophagy; peptidyl-serine phosphorylation. Gene Ontology annotation, molecular function: ATP binding; protein serine/threonine kinase activity. The record is from RefSeq and is a predicted model, not a curated record. The transcript has 2 exons. The coding region runs from base 1 to 4524 and encodes 1507 amino acids. Lineage: Eukaryota; Fungi; Ascomycota; Lecanoromycetes; Lecanorales; Ramalinaceae.